This is a messenger RNA of Didymodactylos carnosus, 1611 nucleotides long. The record is from the annotation of a GenBank genome assembly. NCBI's taxonomy places the organism in Eukaryota, Metazoa, Rotifera, Eurotatoria, Philodinida, Philodinidae.
AUGAAGGAGGUAAGAUGUAAUCUGUAUCAUACAGUCCGUAUCGCGGUGAAUGUACAACAACUGAUUGAUAGCAUGGAAGUUCUUGAACAAAUUGACAGCAUCUGGUCGGCCACAGUUAGUCGCGACUUUAUGAACGCAUGCGGUGAAAAGGCUCGGGAAAAGUUUGGUCCAUCAUCAAAAGACACGGAAGCCGAAAGAUCUAGAUUGAGACCACCCGCUGACAAUUGUAUCGAAGUCGACGAAACUGCAGCGCAAAUUGCCGUGAAUUUUUACACCCGUCUUGUUUUGCCGCAAGUGAUGCAUUUGUUUGACUAUGUCGUCGAUGAAGGCGAAACAUUCUCUGCUGAUAAUCGUUUGGCUCGAAAAAUAAUCCUGGAACUACUAUAUCGUUUUUUCACUCAAACGAUGCUAAACGGCAACGGAUCUAUAUUGAAAAAUGUGAACAAAGAUCAAAUGAAACGUAUUUUAUCAAUGUUAAAUCAUGAUGGAAUAAUUUUUGCCGCUGAGAAACCAUGCAAAAAACUAUUUCGUAGUCUUGCAAGCAACUUCAUGCAGGCCACUUAUAUGAAAUGUUUACCAGACAUUGAAGAGAGACAGCAAUUUGCUAGGUUAUUAUUAACUAAAUAUGGAACUACGUUCGAUGAAUAUGAGCAGUAUUAUUCAUCAAAUGCAUUUAUGCUCGAACAACAUCAACCGACGUCCAUUGGCUUGCAAGCUAUCAACAAACAACAAUAUCGAGCAUUGAUAAAAGAUUUGGAUACCUGGAUUCAGAUGCAUGCUGACAAACACAGUUCGCAAUCGAAGACCAAAACAACGAGAAAAGCUGAUAUGUUACAAAAAUAUGACGAAAACAUUUCGCCACCACUACUAUAUAUUACCUCUAAUUCGGCAAAUGAUUUGAAUCAAACCGAAACUGAUUUGCAAGAACAUGCCCUCAAGAUUAUCAGUGAAUGUCAGCAUAGAGAAUUGUGUCGAAAAAUACUAUUGCAACCAACGCUGAUGUUUACACGUACAAUGUUAUUUGCAAUAUCAAAAGAUAGAGCACAUCAUCGCAUUGCACUCGAUGUUUUGCAUAAAACCUGUAUGGUAUUAACCGGUGAUUUCCUUCAAAACAAUGAAAAACCUGUGGAAACAUUUGUCAAAUUUUUACCUUCUACACCUUCACAUCAGUCUUCCGUUGAGACAUUCGCGCAGGUGAAUCCUUUCGGCAGCCUUUGGGAUAGAGUUGCUCGUGAAACAACAACUGCCGCAGAUAAUGAUAAACGUCUCCUCGCCACUGUUGCCAAUUUUCCUUUAGAAAUGUUAACAGUGUUACAGCUACUCGAAAGACUCAUUCCUCUACGUGAUCCGAAGAGAUGUCUACACAUUAUGAAUGUAUUUAACAAAUAUUGCUACAAUGACAAUCAUCGUUUACACUCCGUCUUUGAUACUGAACAAAUUUUAACAAAAAUCAAAACGAAUAAAAUGUAUCAUUUCUACGAUGAAACACGUCUGACUGAUGCAAUUUCCUGUUACCGUCUAUCUACAUCAUUUAAUCAAAUGCAACUAUUUCCAUUUUGUUGUAUAUGUCUCCUUUGUUCGACGAAAAUUGAUUUAUUAGAGGCAAAAUGA